Molecule: messenger RNA, 7475 nt
Organism: Sebastes umbrosus (honeycomb rockfish)
Lineage: Eukaryota; Metazoa; Chordata; Actinopteri; Perciformes; Sebastidae
Gene: lrch1
Product: leucine-rich repeats and calponin homology (CH) domain containing 1
Exons: 20
Coding region: 240-2444 (734 amino acids)
Molecular function (GO): protein binding
Source: RefSeq, a predicted model, not a curated record
UUGAAAAACUGCGCCCGGAUGUCGCACCGCUGCUGCGUCUCUGCCGCUUGACGCACCGCGCAGCCAGACAGGGAGGCGUUAUCACGCGGCGGCGACAAUCGAGGAGGAACCUGAACGCGGCUCGGCUCGCCUGAAGAAGAAGUCCUGUUUGUUAGCUAGCUCCGCAGUCUCUCUCUCUCUCUCUCACGGAUAUAUAACCAACACACUGAACACACACACAGCCGGAGAACCGUCGCAUUAUGGCGACGUUGGGACCGGAGUCGGCUCGUCCUCUCUCUCUCUCCCAGCUCGGUUCUUCUUCCUCCCCGUCGAUCCAGGCUCACAACCUGCCUCCCAACCGCGGCUUGGAGCGGGCUCUGGAGGAGGCGGCGGCCAGCGGAGCUCUCAACCUCAGCUCCAGGAAACUCAAGGAGUACCCACGAACAGCCGCCAACCACGACCUGUCGGACACGGUGGACGCAGACCUCUCAAAGAACAGACUGGCCGACGUCCCCUCGGAGGUCUGCCACCUGGUCGCCUUGGAGACACUAAACCUGUAUCACAACUGCAUCAGGACCAUCCCAGACAGCGUCAUCGGCCUGCAGUCGCUCACCUCCUUAAAUCUCAGUCGUAACCAGCUGGGCUCUCUGCCGGCCUGUCUGUGUGGUUUACCUCUGAGAGUCCUCAACGCCAGCAACAACAAGCUGGUCAGCCUGCCGGAGACCAUCGGACAGCUGCACGGCCUCAUGGAGCUGGACAUCAGCUGCAACGAGAUCACGGCUCUUCCUCGUCACAUCGGCAGACUCAAAGCUUUGCGAGAACUAAACGUACGCCGAAACCUUCUCUGCGUCCUGCCAGAAGACUUGGCUGCCCUUCCUCUGGUGAAAUUUGACUUCUCCUGUAACAAGGUGUCGACCAUCCCGGUGUGUUACAGGAAGAUGAAACAGCUCCAGUCCCUCCAGUUAGAAAACAACCCACUGCAGAGUCCACCUGCACAGAUCUGUAUAAAAGGCAAAGUUCACAUAUUCAAGUAUCUGAGCAUCGAGGCGUGUCGCAGCGAGAAGAUGCCCGACUCUCUCUACCUGCCCGUCAUAGAGCGACUCAGCCUAUCGCGGCCCACCACCGGCAGUGUGGAGGACAUGGAGCAGCAGAAGAAGCAGGACAGCGACUCAGGAGUCGGCAGCGACAACGGAGACAAGAGACUGUCGGCUACUGAGCCGUCAGAUGAAGACAGUCUGAGUCUCAACAUACCGAUGAGCCACAUCACGGAGGAGGAGGGGAUCAGUAAAGACGACUCGAGUGAACACAUCAGCUCCCUGACAGCAGACCCAAACUCCGACUCGGUCCGUCUGAUUGAGGAGAGCCCUACGGAAGCCCUGAAGGACCAGUUCAACUACAGAGACUCUGCUCUCAGCACUCGCUUCGUCAACUACAUCAAGGGUCGGACAGCAGCAGACUUUGACGAGCCCCUCAGGAUAGAGGAAGACUCACACUGGCCAACAGAGCAAAUGUCAAAGGUCACAGGGGGCACAGAGCUCCAUAUUGACAUGAUCAACCAGCUGAAGGAGGCUGUGGAGCUGCUGCAGGACCCCAGCAGAGUGAACACGGAGCAGGACGAUCUGUCUGGAGUUCGGCUCUACCCGGUCGAGUUGGUCACAGUGGAAGAGUCACUCAAUGGGCAGGACAGCGAUGACGGAGUCACCACACCAAAGCAGCACAUGGAGGAAGGUGGCUAUGAGUUCCAGAAGAAGAGACAGAUGAUUCUAGAGAAGGCCAGGUUUGAGGCCCAGCUUGCAUGCCGGGAGUAUGAGUGGCAUAUGUCAAUCAAGCGACAUGACAGAUCUCCAGCCAGCGGACUUCCAUCCUUCUCCAGCCCGGUGUUUGGACUGAAGCCUCGUUCAGCCCCGCCCUCGCUGCCCUGCUCGCCCCCUCCUUCCUGUCUCGCCCCCUCCCCCCUCUCACAGGCCUCGCCCCUCCAUAGAGAUACGCCUCGUAGCCGUGACGACGGAGGCAUGCACAGCCGCGUGUUCCUGCGGAGCCACAAGAGUCUGGAGUCUGUUGAUCCUCAGUUCACCAUGAGGAGAAAGAUGGAGCAGCUGCGAGAGGAGCUGGAGCUCACGGAGCAACUGAGAGACACCAUCGAGAGCAGACUGAAGGUCGUCCUUCCCGAAGACCUCGGAUCGUCUCUGAUGGACGGCGUCGUGCUCUGCCAUCUGGCCAAUUACAUUCGCCCGCGCUCUGUCGGCAGCAUCCACGUCCCCUCGCCCGCAGUGCCAAAACUCAGCAUGGCCAAGUGUCGGAGAAAUGUGGAGAACUUCCUGGACGCCUGCAGAAAGAUCGGUGUACCGGAGGACAAACUGUGUCUUCCUCACCACAUCCUGGAGGAGAAAGGCCUGGUGAAGUUGGGCAUCACGGUGCAGGGUCUGGUGGACGAGGCGUCCUCCAAACACCCCCUCCUGACGUGAGCGGCGGAGACGGGCGGAGCUUCCUCUGACUGACUGACUGACUGACUGCGUACAACAAACACACACCUGGAUUCAAACGCUGACUUGAUCUCACAUCUCACGAAGCUGCAGCACGCCUCUGUGAUCAUUCUGCAUCCUUCUCCGUAACAGAGUGAUAUUAGUAGAUUUAAGGAUGCAAAAUGGUGUUAAGGGAACUAAAGCAGUCAGAAGUGGCUUUAUUUACUAGUUCAUGAGAGGGAACUUCUGGGUGGAGUCAGUUUAAUGCCGCGCAGGUAGACUGGUGGAACGGGUACCAGCAUUUGACUGGUUCCAGCUGAUUCCUCACUUUAAAUGAUGUGUUUUUUUUAUUAGUGUCAGGAGUGAAAAUUAACCCUGAUUUCCUCUAUUUCUUUAGGUAGAUGCAAAAGACACAACCUGUCAAACUGAAGGGCAUAAAUACAACUCUAUGGUUAAAAAAAAGAAUUUCUUUUUAGAAAUUCUUAGACUGGUUGGUGCCAAAAAAUAUGAGUGUAUUAGGGCCACUUUGAGAGGGAUAACAUUAUUUUUUAAGAGUAAAGAUACAAAAAUUUGGGCGAAAAAAUAUAAUAUUAUGAGAAUAAAGUGGUAUUGGGAGUAAAAAAAAUUACACGAUAGAGUCAUAAUUUUACAGAUACAUUAUUUUAAAAUUAGAAUAUUUUUAGAUUUUGUUGUGAUUUUAUUAGAAAACGUUUAUUUUGAGAAUAAAGUAGUAGUAUUACAAUUGGCUUUAUUCUUGUAGAAAUAAGACUACUCUAGAAAAGUGAGAUCUUUGUUUUAAAAUUUCAACAUGGUAAUUUUUUAACUUUUAUUUGAAAUUACGAAUUUAUUCUCACAAUAUUACAUAUGUUUCUUAAAAAUGUAUCUGGGAUUUAUUUUUUAAUUUUUUUUUUAAGUACUAAUAUUCCGAUUAAGAUAAGAUUUGUAAUAUUUUGAUAUUUAGUUGUAAUUUUAUUAGACAAAGUCAUGAGAAUAAAAUAGUAUUACAAGACGUGGCUUUAUAAAAUUAUGACUUUCCUUAUGAAAAGUAUGAUUUUUUGUCAUUUUGUUGACUUUUUUUUUCUUGAAAUUACGACUUUAUUCUCAUAAUAUUACAUAUUUUAUGUUAAAAAAAAAAUAUCAACUUUUUAAAAAAAAAAAUUUUGUUUAGUUGUGGGAACAUUUUUUUAAAUUAUUUGGUAUUUAAAUGUAAAUUAGAUUUAGAGUCGGUGGAGCUGUGAAUCUGAACCACUCAGCCGCCGUAGAGGCACACUUAUGAUUUUACAAACCACCAGUUAUCUACAGGUUAUAGAUCUUUUUCUACUGAGGUUUCAGGUGAAGUGUUACUGGACUGCGUGAGUAAAACCAAAAUGUUAUAGUCUUAACAUAGAGGGGAGGCAACUUUUAACCAUAAUUUGUAUUUAAACAUAAAGAUAUUUAUAAUAUAAAGAGAAGCUGAGAUGAGGUGUUUGAGUUGUUGUACACAUUCAAAAAGAAAUAUGCCAAAAAAUAUUUUUCUCUAAUAUAUUUUAGGUAUAAUUGUGUCUUGUUUUCUAAAAGUUUUACUGACUUUCUGUGGAGCUCUCUGCAUGUCCCUGAACCAGGUCUGUGUUAACCUGCCACUGUGGGGACGCUAAUCUGUGUUUAUCAAGCCUCUCAUGACGGAUCCCAACAGGUAAAAUUUUGUUUUUUUAUCUUUUCUCAGCUUGAAUCCUCUCACACGUGUUGUUAAUCUGUGUUCACACAAGGCAUUUCUAGGACUUUUUCAGUGAAACGACUUCAGUUUUUUUAUGAGAUUCAGUUUGCUAAUGUGCCAAAACACGCGGUGGAUACAAAGUCACAAAACAAACGCUCCUCACGUCUGCAUCUACAAGCUUAAACCCCCAGAUCAUCUUGAUUUACGUGUACAUUUUGAUCAGCUUCCAUACUGCGAGACACUUGAUAAAUAUCAGAGUUGUGUAUUACAUGUUUAUAUUUCAGGAUGGGAGCGUGUGUGUGUGUGCACGGGUCAGUGAGGGUGAGAUCUCAUGCAGCCACAACUCCGGCUCAAACUGGCUGGAUUGCUUUUUAAAACACUACAAAAAACCUCAGUUUCAUUCAUCGCGGAGUAAAUUUAAAGUUAUUAUUGUGGCGAAAUGUUCCUUCAACCUUUUGUGUGAGUUUGUCCAAAACCUCUGAGGUUCAGGCCGGAGCUGCUGCUGUGUGAGAUCAGAGAUUCUGUGACUCAGGGUCGGUUUGGGUUUACUACUCUGUUGAUGCUUCAUUCAACGGUAUUUCUGUGUGUGUGUGUGUGUGUGUGUGUGUGUGUGUGUGUGAACAAGGAAGUUGCCAGUUGACCUUUUUGAAUCAUGUGGUAAUGCAGAUCCUGCUAGACACCGAGACUUUUUAAGGGGCAGUAAGUAAUUGUUGACCUUUAUCGACCUCUAGAACAAAUGGCAUUGAUGUCAUCGUCUUCCAAACAACUACAGCUGACGAUGUUUUAUUGUUUAUAGAAAUCUCUGAAGCUGCAGUCAUUGAUUUUGACCACUAGGGGGCAGAGAUGCUGCUUUAAAAGUGAGAAUGAUUAAAUCAGAUCAAGGAAUUUGCCCCCAUUUUUUUUUUAUCUUCAGACUGAUUUGAGCAAAAAAAAAAGCUUGUUAAUUCAUAAUUCAGAAAUAGUUGUGGGUGUUGAAAAAAAAAAACGUUCUGUCCUCAGAAGGCUGAUCGAGUCUCAUUUGAAGUAAAAGUAGCAGCUGGAAGUGAAAACUGGAAAGGACAGGACAGGACAGGUUUUAUGAACCUAAUAAAGAGCUGUAAUAGUAACCUUCCUGAGAGGGACAGGUCUGUUCACCUUUAAAGAAAGACCUGAACUAAGGCACAUUUUUUUUUUUUGUAGGUUUCUACAACUUGAAAUAACAAGAUUGCAUGUCUCCUGCUUGAUUUGGUAUCUUAGGACAGGAUUAAUAUUACAUAUUUCCUCUUCUUUUUUGUUAUAAAACUUGUCGUUCUGGAUGUCAUUGUAGCCGCUGACAAAUUACAAGAGCUGGCUCUGUAAAAGACAAUAAUGAACACUGGCAGGCUUAGUAUUUUUAGAGGGUUUUUUAGACAGAAUUUGAUUAUUAACUACUUAAAUGUCUCUUUCGGAGUGUUUUUACAGUAAGAAAUAGAUUUGCAGUGGUGGAGGAAAUAUUCAGAUCCUUUACUUAAGUAAAAGUACUAAUACCACACUGUGAAAAUACUCUGUUACUAGUAAAAGUAUAAUCAGGAAAAUGUACUUAAAGAGUAUUAAAAGUAGAAUAAAUGUCCCAUGUGACUGUUAUACUAUUUUAUACUAUGGUUUGGGUGAAUACUUGAUUCUGAUUGGCUGUAGGGUGUCCAUUAAUUACUGUUAUUACACGGCUGUGUUGAAUACUCGAUUCUGAUUGGUCAAUCACUGCGUUCUGCGGUCUGUAAUUUCUCUAUAACAGACCGUUGCUAUGUAUAACAGACCGUUGCUAUGGGCACAGUUCAGAUGUCGGACUCUGGCGGACCGUUUUUGUGUCAAAAUAUUGAUUUCUUCAGUAAGUAGCCAAGUAAUGUCAAAUUACAUUUACUGUUUUUCAUCCGUACGCACUGCAUAGCGUAGUGUUAGCUUUCUGGCUCGUAGCUGAGCCAAAGACUUUUUAAUGGCUUUAAUGGCUGAAGGUUCAUGGUGAGGAGGACAGGGGACAUGAUUGGCUGACACCACAGUGAGUUAUUGGUUUAGGUUUGGUCACAUAUUUACGUACUGCCCCUUUAAAACCUAAAUCUUGGCAGGUCUGGGAUCAGAUCGUGUUUCUCCUAAAUGCCAUAUUAAAACCACAUUAAGUGUCUGACACUCUUGAACCAGCAGGCUUGUAUGAAUGAGUGAUUACGAGUUUUUUGUUUUUCUGUACAUAUGAUACAGCUUGGUAUCCAAAGCUUGACCUACUUAAAGAUUCAGCAGUAAAAAAAUUAAUAAAAUAAAUUAAAUGUUUCCACUGGAUCGAUUUCACAGUUGCCAAAACAAACAUUUACUCUCUUGUGAUAAAACUAAAGGAUUUUAUUUAAAUGUACUAUAGCAUGUGUACAUAUUAUUUAUCACAAGAACUUCUUGUUGAUGAAUUAAUGUUUGAAAAAAAUCAGUGAUGAGUUAUGUAUUUGUCUUCUUGUACUGUAUAUUUCACCAGAAAACACUCAACGAGCAACCUUUAACACCUGAAUAAUCCACAAUAUCGCAUAUAUGAUUCAAAAAAAAAAAAAAUGUUCACGUAUUUCAACACUAUGGGAAGCUUAGUGAAGUAAUAACACAAAUAUUGUUUAAUAAAUAUCAGCUAUUAUUAUCUGAUAACUAGCUAAAUAGAAGUAGAGCAACAAACUGUCUUCCUAGUAUUUCUUACAUUUAUGAUUUUAAAUAAUUUUGAUUUAAUUCAAAAGGCUUGCUCAAAACAGUCUAAACACAAUAAUGUCAGAAAAUAUGGAUGUUUUUAAUAAAUAAUGAUGAUUUCUAUUUGCUUGCUUGUAAUCAACAUUUCUUCAUAUAAUCAUGUAUUUCAUAUCCACAGUUCUGUACACAUCACAUCAUCACAGUGUUUUUGGGAAAAAGCAAUAAAACCAAACCGGCUGCUUCCCCGACAGAAUCUGCACUUUAAACUUCAAUAUUUAUAUCUUUGUUUUGGCAACUGACAAAAUCUUAAAUCACCUUUAAUCUGAAACGAGAGAACAGAGAAUUUAAAAAUGUGACGCUGGUGUAAAUUGUGUAAAUGUGAUGAAUCGAGCCUGCUGAAGCAGUGUUGUUGUUUUUAAUGUCUCUUAUUUUGUAUAUAAACGGCCUGUACUCACAUUUUUGUACUUUUCUGACUGGGAGGAAAUUUAUUUUUUACGUGACUUUGAUGUAACAUACCCUUUUGUAACUCUUUGUGAACCUUUUGUGUAAUUUGUUGUACAGCAACUCAAAUUUAAAUGCAUGAAAUGUCCCUUUAAUGUCGCCUUAACUGCUGUGAAUACUGUAUAUAAUGCACUGUAUUUCUCAUCACUUUAUCAGUAAAGACCUCAACUGUC